CUGUGUACACACAAGAUCAAAGAAGGAACGUGUACUUCAUUUACACAGGAGUUUCGAUUACUGACAUUCGCAAACUUUUUAACUUUCUCAAACUUUUUAUCUUGCUGGUCAGACAUUCAUUGCACCUGGCCUACGUUCAAGAGGCAAUUGAGAUAUAUGGCCAGAUUCAGUUGCUCCGCAAGCCAAAUGUGGCCUGCUAAAAGCGCCUAUUAAAAAAAACCGUUUCGGAAUAUAGGAUGAUAAUAAACCUCAUGCUCUAAAUACAUGAGACUGAAGUGAUCAUGGAUUAUUUAGUAAAAGGAAGUUGGGAUUAAAGAGCAAAACAUUUAAGAACAGUUUCAUGGGCCUGAUUCCAACUUGCAGGUUACAAUGCCCCAAGAAUCGAUAAGUCUUCCUGCGAUUGCGCAGAUACCACCUACACUCGAUGGACAGGCGUUCCUCGCAGCCUCUCAUUUUAAGAUCGGCUAUGACAGACGCCUUUCCAGAAGUGCUACAAAACGUAGCACUUUUUCAAAAGAUUAUAGCUUUCACAGCCACUAUGGCCGAUCACCAGCCGCCGUUCCUCCAGUACCAGCUGAGGUCAUGCAUCGGGCUGAAGAAGUUGGAAUAAGUGACGUCACAGAGACUCUUCACUCCUUCGGGUCGAAACCAUAUUCAAAACUUCCACCAUGUGCAUCUCUUACUAAGACGAAUUUUAAAAUGAACGCCGAUAAAAGUAUAGACUCUUUUAAAACGACGCAUUCCAAGAUGUAUCCACCAAAGCCGUUAAGCCAAAGUUUACCAAUGUCUUUUCCGAUGAAGAGUUACGUUCCUCAAGGAGAUCGAGAAAAGGCAUCUAUUCCCGUGUCAGACUAUAAAUCGAGGUUUACUGGUCACGAUACCGCCAUAUUCACUGUUGAACGAGCUCCUUGUAUGCAUAAUGGUGGUCAGUCAACUAUACGGGGUGAUGAUAGAACGCAUGAUAAAUUUUUGACAUCAACAAGCGAACAAUUUCCUGCCAGGUACAUCGCUUACAGUAGAGUUAAACCAGACACAAUUGGAUCCAACAUUCCACAAGGUGACAUAAAUAAAAUCCCUGAACGUUGCACAACACAAGAAGUUUCAUAUCCUAAACAUGACAGUGCCAAUUACAAGUCGUACGAAAGAGAACAAGCUAUUGGACAGAUUGGUGACACUAACUUCAAAAUGGGGCAUAUUCGAACAUACGACAGAUUCGACACAACUGCAGGGGAAGCAUUUUGCCCAAUGGGAAACCCAGGCUAUAAAAAGGAGAUCCCAUACGACAGUAAUGCAAGCAGUUUUCCUGAGGGAGACAGGCAUCCAGACAGAGAUAAAGAACGAGUUAGCACAACAAAUUACACCACUUAUUAUACAGCGCCUCCAAAGAAUUUUAAAAAUGAGAUUAUCUCUGGAGCCGAAAAACGUGUCGUCAGCAUGGUAACAUUUGGAGAGCCGAAACGGGGAGUGACGUUCUACAAGACAACACAAAGCGAAUCCUAUCCGACAAUAAAGCCGCUUAAACCCGUUACUAAGGUGCUUGGGCCCGAGAGCAAAGUUCCAAUGGACUACUACAAAGAUGCAUUAACACUUCCAACAACAAUAUCAGACUUUCCUGCAUGGAAUACCGGGAAGUAUCAUGUGACAAAGGAAGCCCUUGAACAGCUUCGAAAAUCACACAUCGACCCACCACUUGGAGGUGAACGUAACUUCAACACAACACAUCUGACAGCAUAUACUGCUAAAAAAGCAGAGCGCUACCAAUAUGACAGCGGAAAACUCCAGAAAAGUUCAUUACCACUGGGAACAAUGACGAUAUAAAACUUGCAAAAAUCGUUAUUGUUUGUUAUCUUUGUAAAAAAAUAAAUAAAUGCUUGAAAUUGCUAAAACUUUUUUGUUUUGUUCUUCUUACCAAAUCGUAAAACCAUGAACUUUUUAGCUGUUUAAAUUAUUUACAUAUAUAGAAAGUGAGGAACAAAUAAAGUAUUUCAUUAAUGCUUUAAUUUAAAGUAAUAUUUUAAUGCCUCUAAUGUUAUGCAAGAUAUGUAAAUCUUAAUAAUCUUAAUCUAAAGAAUAUGACAAUUAGAAGAUUACCAAAAAAUUAUUGUGAGGGAUGGUCAUACAAUACACAAGUAGCUUAUUUACAGUAUUCGGGUCUACGCCCGUUGCACCCCGGCCUUUUUGCCACCCAGCCUUUUUCCACCAGGCCAUUUGCCACCCGGCCUUUUGCCACCCGGCCUUUUGCGACCUGGCCAUUUGCCAUCCGGCCUUUGCGACCUGGCCAUUUGCCACCAUAAGCCCGUUGCCAUCCUGCCCGUUGCCACCACCUGACCUUUUGCCACCUAGGCCCGUUGCCACCCUGCAUUUUGCCACCCGGCCCGUUGUCACCCAUAGGCCUUUUGCCACCCGGCCCUUUGACACCAGGCAUGUGGCCACCCUAGGCCCGUUGCCAUCUGGCCUUUUGCCAUCUAGCCCGUUGCCACCUAUAAUGGUACAGUAUAGUAUUUCACUCUCGGCACAUUUGCCACAAUAUGCAUGUGCAUUGGGACAUUUCCCCGAAUGGUAUAAACAAUCUGGAGGAUUAGCGUAUAGUUUUGUUUUUUUUUCCGCUAACGAUGAGAUUAAUUAGUUAGACUAGAUCUACCAACAUUUAUAAAGUUUAUUCUUGACCUUAUUUCUCAUGAGAAAUAUGGCUUGUAAUAAAUCGUCCUUAAACCAUGGAGGAAUAAGUUUAAACCAAAUGAGUGCAAUAAAGUUCAAAUAAAUGAAUUAAUAAUGUUUGUAACAACCACCAUUAAUAUACACAACACAUAGGUUUGUGGUUAAAUACAAAUAACUAUUAUUGUCAUAAAUGUGUUUUUUAAUUGUAAAAAUAUACGAAAACUGGACACUACAGUAUCACUUUCUUUAUACGGAUUGAAUAAAAAGUAAAUUUUAAAAAAA
Molecule: messenger RNA, 2940 nt
Organism: Anneissia japonica
Lineage: Eukaryota; Metazoa; Echinodermata; Crinoidea; Comatulida; Comatulidae
Exons: 9
Coding region: 370-1818 (482 amino acids)
Source: RefSeq, a predicted model, not a curated record